Molecule: messenger RNA, 1413 nt
Organism: Pediculus humanus corporis (human body louse)
Lineage: Eukaryota; Metazoa; Arthropoda; Insecta; Psocodea; Pediculidae
Product: serine hydroxymethyltransferase, cytosolic, putative
Exons: 3
Coding region: 1-1413 (470 amino acids)
Biological process (GO): purine nucleobase biosynthetic process; tetrahydrofolate interconversion; protein homotetramerization
Cellular component (GO): cytosol; nucleus; cytoplasm
Molecular function (GO): mRNA regulatory element binding translation repressor activity; mRNA 5'-UTR binding; cobalt ion binding
Source: RefSeq, a predicted model, not a curated record
AUGGAAACUAAAAAAGGUACGUAUGGUAUAUUAAACGAACAUUUGUGGGACCAGGAUCCGGAAUUAUAUGAUUUAAUAAAAAAAGAAAAAAAACGACAAAUAUCCGGUUUGGAAAUGAUUGCGUCGGAAAAUUUUACCUCCGUAGCCGUUUUAGAAUGUUUGAGCUCGUGUCUUCAUAAUAAAUAUUCUGAAGGUCUUCCCGGACAAAGAUACUACGGUGGAAAUGUUUUCAUUGAUGAAAUUGAAAUACUAUGUCAGAAAAGAGCACUUCAAGCUUUCGGUUUAGAUCCGGAAAAAUGGGGUGUUAACGUACAACCCUAUUCUGGUUCUCCGGCUAAUUUGGCUGUUUACACUGGUAUCAUUCAACCGAAUGAUCGUAUCAUGGGUUUAGAUCUUCCAGACGGAGGUCACUUGACCCACGGAUUCAUGACGGCUAAUAAAAAAAUCUCUGCUACGUCCAUGUUUUUUCAAUCCAUGCCGUAUAAAGUCAAUCCCAAAACGGGAUACAUCGAUUACGACAAAUUAGCCGAAUCUGCUAGAUUGUUUCGUCCACAAGUCAUUGUUGCUGGAAUAAGUUGUUAUUCCAGAUGUUUAGAUUAUAAAAAAUUUCGCGAAGUAGCCGAUGAAAACGAUGCUUAUUUGUUUUCUGAUAUGGCACACGUAAGUGGAUUGGUUGCAGCUAAAUUGAUUCCUUCGCCGUUUGAUUAUAGUGACGUAGUAUCAACGACUACGCACAAAACAUUGAGAGGACCCAGAGCCGGUAUGAUAUUUUACAGGAAAGGAGUUAGAAGCAUAAAAAAAAAUGGAGAUAAAGUCAUGUACGAUUUAGAAUCUCGAAUCAAUCAAGCCGUGUUCCCCGGAUUACAGGGUGGACCACACAAUAAUAAAAUUGCAGCAAUCGCAACAGCUUUGAAACAAGCAGCCACUCCAGAAUUCAUUCAAUACCAAAAGCAGGUUAUUAAAAAUGCACAAAAACUGUGUUCUUGCUUACAAGAAUUGGGUUAUAAAGUUGCUACCGAUGGUACCGAAGUGCAUUUAGUUUUGGUCGAUCUUAAAUCUGUCGGUUUGACAGGUGCAAAAGGAGAAUUUGUUUUAGAAGAAAUAAAUAUUGCAUGUAAUAAGAACACAGUACCUGGAGAUAAAAGUGCAUUGAAUCCCAGUGGUAUUCGAUUAGGUACACCAGCAUUGACAACUCGAGGAUUUGUAGAAAAAGAUAUUGAACAAGUUGUUUCCUUCAUACACAGAGGUUUGAUGUUAGCCAAAGAAGCUCAUGGUGUUUCAGGACCGAAAUUAGUAGAUUUUAAAAAAACAUUAACAGGAGAUCCACAAUUUUGUACAAGACUUCACGAUUUAAAAGAAGAAGUUGUCAAAUUUUCCGAAAGUUUUCCACUACCCGGAUUAGACGAGUAUUAA